Messenger RNA from Pogonomyrmex barbatus (red harvester ant), 6284 nucleotides. RefSeq names its product Phosphatase 1 nuclear targeting subunit (gene PNUTS). Gene Ontology annotation, cellular component: chromatin; PTW/PP1 phosphatase complex. Gene Ontology annotation, molecular function: protein phosphatase 1 binding; metal ion binding. Lineage: Eukaryota; Metazoa; Arthropoda; Insecta; Hymenoptera; Formicidae. The record is from RefSeq and is a predicted model, not a curated record.
UGGAAAAUGUGUGGAAACGAAUAGUAAGUAUUCUAUGAUGAAAUAUUGUCUAUGAUAUGAUGAUACAGCACUUAUUAUUCCUUUGUUCAUUCUUGAAUUCCUGAAUUUCCAAAUAUUAACAUGGCGGAUGUGGGCGGAUGAUACGUGCGACAUGCAGAGUCAGAAAUAUAUUCGACACGUAGUGCUCGUAAUAGUUGUAUUGUGACUUGACGUCAUUCGUUAAAUUUAAUGAAAUCAUAAAUUAUUUAUUCCUAUCCAAAGACGCGUGUUUAAUAGCUCAUGCUACGUUUGAUCGUUUGAUGCACAUCUAGCGUUGCGCAUUUGAUUCACGUGGUGGAAGAACUGGAUGUGACCUGUUAUGGGAUACUUCCGAUUUGCUCCGGCUUAUUGGUGCCAUUAGGUAGAAGCGGCUUCGAGUAGUCAGAUGGCAAAUAAACGACGAAAUAUAGACGGAUUACGGUUGAGAAUCUCAUAGCCACACAGGUCUUCGAUGCCACGGGAAGAGUCCACCGUGCAGGCGAAUCGGAUCUACAUCUUGACUAUACGUCGUUCUCAUUAUCAUAGGAAAUGUUCCGUUUCUCAUACAUCACCGUCGUGAACAUUUAUUUUCCGUAAAAAAGGAUUUAAUUUUAAUCGAAUGUGAGUGAAUCUUGCUAUUUUCCAUCACAAAAAAAAAAAGAAAAAAACGAAAAAAAGGCUAAGCGAUUGAAGAAAAACCAAUGGUAGAUUGAGAGUCACUUGAAUAUUUCCCCGAGAGAUUCUGUUUGAAAUUUCGUUGCGUAAUUGUUAGAACGGUGAUUUGAACGUGAACAACGUAGAAACACCGUUGUUGAUCAAUCGAUCGGUUGCUGGUGAAUCAUAUCGAGACUUUGUGACAUAAUCAUGUAUGGACUACUGAACAUCAGGGAGUCAAGCGAAAGGUUCACGGGAAUCUUGCAAGUGUAAAUCGAAAUUCAUCGUCUCGGGUGAAGCGGAUUUUCUUGUUUAUCGAGUGCUGAAAGACGGGAAAAGGGACAAAAAGUGUUAGUUUUUUUAUUUUUAAGAUAUGGAAACUUCGUCCGAAUAUAUACAUGAGAGACAUCUUAGACGCGCGGGGACGCGCGCGAUGAAUCCAUGCUCGAUCCCAGGUCCACGCUCAAUACGAUGAAAAUGCUCUGAAACGCUAGCAACAUCAGCAAAAUGCCACGUAUAGACCCUUUAUCAUUACUCAAAUGCCUUAGCGUUUUAUUGGGUCCACUAGGAGGUAUUAAGAGUAAAGAAGAGGUUCAUCGAUUAGCUAGUUUAAUGACAAAAUUUUCUAAGAAGCUUGUUUCAAAAUGCAUUUAUAUACAAAUAUUGAAAACCACUAAUACGGAUUUACUUAGCCAAUUUAUGAGCGCUGGAGGAUGGAACCUCAUUCACACAUGGCUCACCGAUGGCAUUCUUGCCAAGAACUGGGCUCUUAUUCAAGAACUUCUCGAGCUUCUCUUGCUCUGUCCCGUAGAUAUUGAACGAUUAAAGAGUAACAAUUGCCCAAAGUUAAUCAAAGGUUUGUCGAAGGAGGGUAGUCACCAGGGUGUUCGGACAUUGGCUAGCCGACUUGUAGAGCAGUGGUUAAAAAUUGUAAAGGGAGAAGCGGCGCCAAAUUCGGUACCGGCUCAAAUCAUGACGGUUUCAGUACAAUCGAAUGCUACUGUAAGCCAAUCUGCAGCUGUUCCUUUGCAACAUCAGCAACAACAGCAGCAGUAUUCCACUAGUUCUAUUCAACAAACCGAGGCAACGGAAGGUACAACUCUUCUCGUGCAAGAUUUCAAGCUCGCGCAACAACCUACCACAAAUAUUUUAGUAAAUCAGCAAGAGCAAGAGAAGCAGCAACAACUGCAGGAAAGGUUACAGCCUCAAACGGUGCAAAUUGUCAGUAAAGCCCAGCAGGCGCAAGUCCAGCAGCAAGUAACGCAGCAACAAUGUAAAAAGCAAACGUUUGUUGUUGUACCGUCGUCGUCACUGCCUGUUUACAAGAUUACUAUUCGCGAUGGCAAUCAAGUCCUCGCCAAAGUAGAGACGGACGCUGCAAAUAUAAGUAAUGCCCUAAACAUAGCUAGCACAAGUACGGAAAUCAAUGGGACGGACGCUACACAGGAAGUGAAGCCAGAAGUGGAAGAAUUAGAUAGGACAGAAGAAAAUAACAGUGCAGCUGGUAGUCGAGACGACGCGAUAGAUGUUAUACAAUCGGACGAUUCUGGGCACAUUCCUAGUGAAGUGAAACAAACUGUAAUUAGUUCUAAAGACAAUCAAGAUUCCGAAAGUGUUAAGAGCAAAGACAUUAAAGACUCUAAAGACAUUGUUAGUAGUGAUAGCGGUAAAUCUAGUGAUAAAGAAAAUAAUAGGGACUCUCAUAAAAAAGACGAUAAAAGAUUCAGUAGUAGUUCCGAUAAAAAAAGUAGCAGCCAUCAUCAUGGCUCGUCUUCGUCUUCAUCUUCAUCAUCUAAAAGUUCGAAGCACAGCACGAGUUCCAGUACGCACCGCAGUAGUUCCACAUCUCAUAGAUCUAGUAGUCACCGCUCCAGUUCCAGUAGUUCUAAAACUUCUAGCUCUAGCAAAGAUAGGUCUUCCAAAGACAAGGAUAAGCAUCACUCUAGUUCAUCUAGUAAGCAUAGCUCAAGUAGAAGUAAAUCCGAACGAGACAAGGAACGAGAAAAAGAGAAGGAGAAGCAGAAAAAGGAUCAGGCGGAAAAGGACAAGGCGACGCUGGAAAAAGUGCAAGGCCAAGCAUUGAGUUCUAAGAUGGGCAAGAUACCGAAGAAGCGGACGGAAGAUGAGAAGUCGAGCGAUGCAAAUGGAAGAAAGUCUUCGACUGAAUCGCGUGAUGGUUCGAAGGAAAACAAAGAGAAAGCGGAUUCGAAGAAAGAUGCUGUUUCAACAAAACUCAUUGCCGAAAAGAAGAAUAUAUCUAUUUCCAUUGAAAAUAGGAAAAAUAAUCAGAAUAUAUCCAUUUCUAUUGAGAAUAGAAAAAAUAGUCAGGAUUCGGGGACACGACCGAAAACGGUGAAGACGUUCAAUUCGAAAUUCAGAUCCACAGGCUUAGAGGAAGAAGUAAAGCCACCACCACCCAGAUCGAAGAAGGCGAAUCCUGUUGUCGAUAAAAAGGUCCUGCCUCCAAAAUUGCCUUUGAAGAGGCCAUCGCCGUUGAGGGACACCGUUCUAAUGACUGAGAAACGUGUGAAGCUGUCACUGGACUCACCAACAACACCACCGAGCGAUGAGAAGAAGGGAGGGAUUAAACUGAUUCCACCAAAACCUAAACCGAUGAUGCUACAAGAAAGUGAUAUGUUUAUGGAUGCUUUGACUGCGUCUACUAAAAGCAAGGAGCCAAGGAAGCGAAAACGCAGAACUUCUAUCACGAAGGAUGGCUCUUCGGAAGCUAAGAAACAAGAAAUCGCUACCGCCGAUAAUCGCGAAAGCACACCACCACCUGCCUCACCCUCAAAUACCGAAGAGAAGUCAGUCGCCCUCAAACCAAAUUUCAAAUUCUAUCAAGAUACAUUGGAAAUUGAAGAGGACAAAGAUCAAAGAGAAAAAGAAAAUGAAGAAGAAUCAAAGAAGGAUAAAGAUCAAGCACUUGAUGAGGAGAAAGACAACAGAGAUGAUGAUGAUAUUGGAAGUAACACACCGACUCCCGAGGAAGAUGUAGAAGACUCGAAAGAUUUGGAAUCUCCAGAAGAUGCAUCUUCGGUAAUUUCGGAUUCAGCGAAGAAUCCUGAAAUACGAUAUGUAGAUGGACUUAAAAGUGUUUUGCUGCUUCAAAAACGUAAAGGCCCGAAAAAAGUUUUGAAGUGGAAGACAGAUCUAGAAUCCAUACGUUACUUUGAGUUGGAUGAAACAGAGAGAGUUAAUGUGACGAAAACAUUUACUGAUAUGAAGCAAAUGGAAAAACAAAACGAGAGAGAAGCAUUCCAAAUGGCGAGAAAAUUAAAUAAUGAAGAUUUAAUGGAGGAAAGAACGAGAUGGAAACCUUUAAUUCCAAUUGAUCUACCACCUCCAUUAGUGGAACCUGGCAAAGACAGCAAAGAGAAGGAUAUCCAAUACGCUCGCGAGAAGGGCAUUCUUCAAGCCCUUUACUUUAAUCGAAGCAUGAUUCCGGAUUCUGCAGCUGAACCCGAUGAAGAACGAAAUCAUGUGAUGACUGAUCCCAAAAUAAUACCGUUAGAUGAUCUUGCGGGUAAUAAAGAGAGUGAAAAAGAUUUCACAGCGAUACCAUGGCCGGAACCCAAGCCACAACCACCGCAACCGCCGACAGUAACGACGUUCCAUUAUCCGACGACUUAUCCGCACAAUCAACAAAGUAUGAUGACGACGAUGGGUCCUCAAUCAACAAUGGGCCCCAUGCCACAGAUGCCCCAACAGAUGAUGGCUCCCACACAUAUGACGCCCAUGUCUCAAGAAAUGACGGGACCAAUGCCAGCUACCGGUGGUGGCGGUUGGAGAACGGGCGAUGGCAAAGUCCUCGUACCGGACGUUAGUAUGAACCCGAUGGCAAACAUGUCGAGUGGUUUUAAUCCGGGAGUAGAGGGUGGACCCAUGGUACCGCCAGGAAUGAUGGGACCACCACCUAUGUACAAUCAAGAGGGUUACGGUAUGAUGUGCCCGGAUGAGAUGGGAUACAAUAACUUUCAAGGCCCGCCUGGACCUAUGUAUCCUGGUCCUGGGCCUAAUUUCCCGGGCCCGAGAGCUGCCCAUAUGCACAACAGAGGCAGAGGUGGUCCUGGUUGGGGAUACCGUGGACCUGUUAGAGGUGGUUGGAGAGGUGUUGGCGGCGGCGGUUGGCGAGGAAGUGGGAAACAGCCGCCAGUAUGUAGACAGUUUUCGAAAAAUGGUUAUUGCCGAGUCGGCGAUAAAUGCCAGUAUCUUCAUCCUGGUGUAAAUUGUCCGCCGUUUUAAGAAUGGAAUUGAAAAUGUGAUGUCGAUUGAAUUGAAUACUAAUGAGAUUGAAAGAUUAUCUCCAAUUGGAAAUUCUCCAAUAAUGGUGCAACAAAAGAAAACAGAGAUCUGGCAGUAUUGUAAUAAUGCAUUUUAAUGAUGCAUGGUAUCGAUGACUCUUUUUAGAGUGUCAUUGACAAUUCACUUGAAAUCCAUUCAAAUGUGCGAACAGAUGUAAAACAAAUACAAAAUACGUGAUAAUUAUCGAUGUGCAAUUUUUUGAAGAUAAGCAGAACAUGAUUGCCUGAAUAGAGUUUCUAUUUGAUAAUACUCGAUGUGUUCGAAGUAAUGUAAAUAUGACAUUUUAAUAGUUUAAAGUAUAUAGUUGUCGCGGCAUUCGAUAUGAUCGAUUAUAAAUGUAUUGUAAUAUUGAAUUCUAAUACUGAAUCUAUUGAAUUCAUGUCAAGCUCAUAUCGGCUGCUGGACAGCAGAAUAUCUUUCUAGACAGCUCAAAAACUUGGAAAGAUUGUUAAUGUAAUUUUUUUCUAUCCUCUUCAAUGUUCUUCUCAUGACUUCCAGAAUUAUGGACUUUGAGUGUAAAAUUUUUUUCUCUUUCUUUUUAUUAUCUCUUUCUUUCAUGUUCAUAUUUUUCAUAUGAGAUCAUUACCAAGAUUAUGAUUCUAUACUAUUUUUCUCAAGGACAUGUUUAAAAAAAUCGCAAAGAAAAUAGAGUUAUAUUAACAAUUAAGGCUUUCUAUAAACAAUCCUGAAAUUUUAUCCAAACCUGAGUCAUAUAGUAUAUAUUGCUCCUCGUUUUGCGCUUUAAAUAAUAGAAUUUUAGGAUAUAGAGCGAUGUUGAUAAUAAUAAUAUUCGACAAUUUCUAAUGAAACAGAAGUUUCAAUAUGAUAAGAUCAUAUUUUGAAGCAUGGUACUACAUCCCAUUAAAGACUCAAAAUGUCUAUCAAAAGAAAGAUAAGGACAAAUUCAUACUUUUUAUCGUAAUAUUGUGUAGAUUUCUUGUAAAUAUGUUUGCAUAAUAUAUAAACAUAGAUUAUUCUUUAAUAAUUAGACUAUUAAGUUUAGUUAUAUACAAUGAUAAGAACAGAAUGAUAAUAUUUAAUGGGAAUCAUAUGUAUAAUAUCCAUUUAGGUAGAAAUUAUAAACGAUCUGAUGUUAUUUCAACCAAUUUUCCCAAGUUUAAUGUACAAAAUCAUGUAACAAUUCUUUAUAAUUUGAAUCAUCAUGGUAGUUGAAUUGUACGUUUUUUACUCUACAAGAUAAUUGAUUACAUCUUUUUGUAUAUGAUUGAUCGUUAUGUUUGUAUAUAACAUGUUGUAUAAGCGUUGCUUGAUAAAAAUACACCAGUCAUCAUUAUUUUUAAAAAAAA